Erigeron canadensis is the source of this 1081-nucleotide messenger RNA. Its product is annotated as benzoate carboxyl methyltransferase-like. Gene Ontology annotation, biological process: methylation. The transcript is spliced from 4 exons. Bases 1 to 1074 code for a protein of 357 amino acids. NCBI's taxonomy places the organism in Eukaryota, Viridiplantae, Streptophyta, Magnoliopsida, Asterales, Asteraceae. The record is from RefSeq and is a predicted model, not a curated record. Gene Ontology annotation, molecular function: S-adenosylmethionine-dependent methyltransferase activity.
AUGGUACUAGAAAACAUCCUAUGCAUGAAUACUGGAAACAGUGAUACAAAAGAACUACCAAUUCUAACGCAUUCAAUAAAGGCCAUUGCUAAUAAUCAUGAUACUGUUUUUGGGCAGUGUUUUAGAAUAGCAGAUUUGGGAUGUUCCUCUAGCAAAAAUACACUAUUGGUUGUACAUAACAUUAUCAAUAUAGUGCAUCAAAUGUGUGAAGAAAAGAAUCUUAAAGCACCACAGUUUCAAGUGAGCUUAAAUGACCUCUUUGGAAAUGAUUUUAAUACCCUUUUCAAAAUGUUGCCGGAUUUUUAUACAGUGAUUAACAACGAGAAAGACGAAAGUUUUGGCCCUUGCUUUGUUUCGGCUAUUCCGGGUUCAUUCUAUGGUAGACUCUUUCCGGACCAAAGUUUGCACCUCGUUCACUCCUCAUAUUCCAUUCAUUGGCUUUCUCAGAUACCUGAAGGCAUUGAAAACAACGGAUCAAAUAUAUACAUCACAAAAACAAGUCCUCCGAAUGUGCUUCAAGCAUACAGAAAGCAAUUUCAUAGCGAUUUCACAAAGUUUCUACAAAUGCGUUCUGAGGAAAUAGUACCUGGUGGAGGCAUGGUUUUAACAUGUAUUGGUCGAAGUAUCGUUGAUCCUACAAGUGAAGAUAGUUGCACUCUCUUUGAGCUAUUAGCGCAAUCACUUGUUGACAUGGUCAAAGAGGGGAUGGUUCGAGAAUCAGAUAUUAGCCCCAUCCAUUUGCCAAUAUAUCAUCCAUGCCAGGAGGAAGUUAGGAAUGUUAUUCAAAACGAGGGAUCAUUCUCUCUUGAUAACCUGGUUGUUUUUCGAUUAAAUUGGGAUCCAAAUGACAAUGAUUUCAUUAAUACAAAUGAUGUUAAUAAUGAGACCAGCCAACGUCAUGGCGAAAAUGCAUCAAAGAUUCUGAGAGCUGUGACAGAACCGUUGUUAACUUGUCGUUUAAAAAAGUCCAUUAUCGACGAGGUAUAUAAAAGGUAUGGAAAGCUUUUGGCCAAACAUCUAGCUCAAAAGAAAACAAGACAUUUCAAUUUGUCGAUUUCAUUGACCAAAAAGUGAACAAAAU